UGUCUCAUUUUUAUUCAUUCGGCUCUCGUUCAUCUUGGCUGCGCUACUGUUCUGCAUGAUCAUAUGGAGCUACUCAAGCCGAUUGUUGUGCUAACUUGUCUCUUGUCGAUCCUCGUCCUGCAGGUUGCUGAAGCUCGCGACAAGACGUUGGUUGGCAAUGCAGACUCUUACGAUCACCCUGAGUUUGGAGGCUCCGUGAAGAACCACAAGCCCGGGCAUGGCGUGGUCCAGCCAGAUGAUCACAAGCCUGGCCACUCGGACGUGUCGACGAACAAUCACAAGCCCGGGCACACCGGUGGGUUUCACACAGAGAACCACAAGCCUGACGCAGCUAUACCGCCGUAUUGGACAGCGGGAGAGAUGUCAACGAAAAAUCACAAGCCCGGUCACUCGGACGCGUCAACGAACAAUCACAAGCCAGAAGUUCACGUUGACAACCACAAGCCUGGUCACACUGGUGGAGUUUCAACUGACAACCACAAACCUGGUCACACCGGUGGAGUUUCGACUGAGAACCACAAGCCUGGUCACACCGGUGGAGUUUCUACGGAGAACCACAAGCCCGGUCACACUGGUGGAGUUCAUACGGAGAACCACAAGCCCGGUCACGGUGAUGCCGUCGCUCAAUCUUUUGCCACUGUAGCUGCGGAUGUUUCGACAAGCAACCACAAGCCUGGUCAUCAGGACUUCUCGUCGAAGCACCACAAGCCUGGUCACGGUGAUGCUCACACGGACAACCACAUUCCUGGUCACACUGGUGGGAUCCACACGGAGAACCACGAGCCCGGCCACCCGGCUUCCACUGCUGGCGUUCAACCCGACGGUCUGCUCGGUGACAUUGCUCGCCAUGUAGGCAACGGAGUUGGCAACGUGGUUGACGGACUCGUAGGUGGUGGCUCGGGUGCCGGGCUUGGACUCGGCGCUGGAGUUGGCUACGGUGGUGGAAGCGGCUCUGGCGCCGGUAAAGGCUACGGUGCUGGGACCGGAUAUGGAGCUGGCUCUGGAAGUGGAAGUGGCUCGGGAUAUGGUAAAGGCACUGGCGCCGGCUCCGGCUAUGGAAGUGGCUCUGGAAGUGGCUCUGGCUCCGGCUCUGGCUAUGGAGGUGGCGCGGGACACGGUGCUGGAAGUGGAAGCGGCUAUGGGAGUGGAAGUGGCAGUGGAAACGGUGCUGGAAGUGGAAGCGGCUAUGGCUCUGGUGCGGGUGCAGGACACGGUGCUGGAAGUGGAAGUGGAUAUGGCUCGGGCUCUGGUUCCGGCUCUGGUUACGGCAAUGGCUAUGCUCCGGGACAUGGCGAUGGCUAUGCUCCGGGACACGGCGCUGGAAGUGGAUAUGGCUCAGGCUCAGGCUCAGGCUCUGGCUAUGGCGAAGGUGCCAAAGGUGGUGACGGCUAUGCGCCGGCACACGGUGCUGGAAGUGGAUAUGGCUCGGGCUCUGGUUCCGGUUCUGGCUACGGCGAGGGUGCCAAAGGUGGCGAUGGAUAUGCUCCGGGACACGGUGCUGGAAGUGGAUAUGGCUCGGGCUCUGGCUCUGGCUCUGGUUAUGGCGAAGGUGCCAAAGGUGGCGAAGGCCAUGGUUCUGGUUCUGGAACUGGAAGUGGCUAUGGGAGCGGGGGAAAUGGUGGCGGAAGUGGCUACGGUUCCGGCUCUGGUUCCGGCUCUGGCUAUGGAACUGGUGGAAAUGGAGGGAGUGGCUAUGGCUCCGGCUCCGGCGCUGGCACUGGCUCGGGAUCUGGCUAUGGUGGAAAUGGAGGCAGUGGAUAUGGAUCCGGGUCGGGGUCGGGCAGUGGUGGCGGUGGCGGCUACGAUGGCGAGAACGAAGGAGAAGUCGCGGGUCCGGGAUACUAGACGAUGGCUCGGAGUUUCUAAAAGCUUGGUAUCAUAGAAUGAAUGAUAUCAACAUAUAGUAGGCUUAAACGUUAAACAUUGUAAACGUUGUGGCUUUGAUCAUCAAAAUAAUAUGGUUUGAUUUAUGUGAAGAAAAAAGAGA
Molecule: messenger RNA, 1987 nt
Organism: Selaginella moellendorffii
Lineage: Eukaryota; Viridiplantae; Streptophyta; Lycopodiopsida; Selaginellales; Selaginellaceae
Product: hornerin-like
Exons: 1
Coding region: 64-1845 (593 amino acids)
Source: RefSeq, a predicted model, not a curated record